Anolis sagrei ordinatus is the source of this 12088-nucleotide messenger RNA. The record is from RefSeq and is a predicted model, not a curated record. NCBI's taxonomy places the organism in Eukaryota, Metazoa, Chordata, Lepidosauria, Squamata, Anolidae.
GGGCUUUUGGGUUUCCUUGGCGACGGGAAGUGAAGGCGGGCAGGAUCCCUCUCUGACAUGGGCAGCCGCCGCCGCUGCAAGACUCGGGCUCAGCUGCUGCUUUUGCCAACACUGCUGCUGUCAAAAGGGUAACAAUAAGCGCAGAAGGCCGAGUGGCUGAGGAGGAGGAGAAGGCGGCAAGGGGAGCAGGGGCAUAUUAAGAACAAUCUAUAAUACUAUCAAUGAGAGAAGACGUAUAACCUCUGCUCAGACAUGAGCAGUGCUAGUAACUCACUGGCACGUGAAUUUUUGUCAGAUGUCAGCCAUCUUUGCAAUGCAGUGGACCAAAGGGUGGAAGCCAGGGAAGAGGAAGAGGAGAAAACACACAUAGCAGCACUUGGGCAAUACCUUGUCAAAGGACGCGGAUUCAUUUUGCUUACUAAACUCAAUUCCAUUAUUGAUCAGGAGCUGACCUGUCGGGAAGAUCUCCUUACUCUCCUCCUGUCGCUUCUACCACUAGUUUGGAAAAUACCUGUAGAAGAAGAAAAGGCAAUAGAUUUUAAUCUGCCCUUUUCUGUCAAUAUAUGCUUGACCAAAGAGACAACUCCUGGUUCUCUCAAGUCUACUCAGGAAAAAGAAAACAUAGAAGAAAAUGCUCAUCUGUCUGCUCAACCACUGGGAAAAUGGAAUUCUGCUUCCUGGAAAAAUCGACGUCAGCGCAAAACCACCCAUCGCUAUUCUGUGAGGGAGGCAAGGAAAUCCCAGCUGUCCACUUCUGAUUCAGAUGGCAAUUCAGAUGAGAAGUCUUCUGUGAUGUUGAAGCCUAGGAGGUCACAAAUCUUGCAGCCUUUUUUAACAAAUUCACCUAAGGAACAGUAUGUAGCAGGUAGAUGUCACUUUCUAGAAGCUGAAGAUGUCCAGAGUUGCAAUAUACAUGUGGACAAUGCCGAUGAGUCCAAACCAAUCAUUCCAGUUCCAGAAAUCAGUUCUCAGGUGUCUGAUGAGCAAGCUGCAGCAUCUGUCAGUUGCCUAGACAAUUCUCCCUUUGAUUUAUGUCUUGUCUUAUUGUCAUUGCUAGAAAAAGUGUGUAAGUUUGAUAUUGCUUUGAACCAUAAAUCUGCAUUGGCAGCGAAUGUUGUGUCCACGCUAACAGAACUGUUGUCAAAACUUGGAGAGUGUUAUAGUGCAAGUAGUGCUGCUGAAAAUGAGGUUGUUUCUUCAAGUUGGACAGAAGAGCCAGUUGCUCUGGUUCAGCGGAUGCUCUUUAGGACAGUGUUGCAUCUUAUGGCAGUGGAUGUUAUCAGUGCCGACUCAAUGCCAGUCAAUUUGAGAAAAAAUAUUACUGAUUUACUUAAAGCAGCAUUAGUAACCAAAUAUUUACUGGAAAAAACACACAAUCCUUUUACUUCACAACAACAGGAAACACUGCAGAAGGAUAUUCAAGAUGACAUUUUUUUCUCAAAGUAUCAUCACAAAGCCCUCCUUUUGCCUGAGUUUGUAGAAGGAGUUCUGCAAAUCCUGAUCUGUUGCCUUCAAAUUGCAGCGUCCAAUCCAAUUUAUUUUAGUCAAGCUAUGGAUCUGGUUCAUGAGUUCAUACAACAUCAGGGAUUCAAAUUGUUUGAAGCUACAGUACUCCAAAUGGAAUGUCUGGUUGCAAGGGACACUAAGAUAAAUGCGGAGGCGCCAGAAUAUCUCAAAGCCCUUAUUAAUAGCAUUAUGAAAAUAAUUAGCACUGUAAAGAAAGUGAAGUCAGAACAACUUCAUCAGUCUGUUUGUACGAGGAAACGACACAGGCGAUGUGAGUAUUCUCACUUUAUGCAUCACCACAGAGACCUCUCAGGAUUACCAGUUUCAACUUUUAAAAAUCAAGUCUCUAAGAGCCCAUUUGAGGAAACAGCUGAUGGGGAAGUUCAGUAUCCUGACCGGUGUUGCUGCAUUGCUGUCUGUGCUCACCAGUGUUUGCGGCUCUUGGAGCAACUUUCUCUUCACAGCACAUGUUUUCAAAUUUUAUCUGGCAUCCAUAAUGUGGGCAUAUGUUGUUGUAUGGACCCCAGGUCUGUCAUUAAUCCCUUGCUCCACUCUUUCAAAUCCCAAGUGUUAAAAAAUUUUCAGCCGCACAUAUUAAGCAUCCUUAAUAAGUUUAUAUUGGACCAAUUGGGAGGAGCCCAGCUUUCUCAGACACUGACUCAGGCCUCCUGCAACAUUUGUACUAUUGACGGGGACCAACUUGCUGAACUGGAUGAGGUUCUUCAUGGCAAUGCUACUGAAGUUGUUUCUGUCCCAAGCUCUUCGGCAACUUACAGAUUUCAAGGAAUUUUGCCUAGCAGGGGAUCUGAAGACAUGUUGCAGAAGUGGGAUGCCUUGGAGGUUUAUCAAAAUGUUGUCUUCCAAGAAGAUGACAAACUGCGUUCUAUGCAGCUAGCUAGUCAUGUGUGUAAUUUGAUCCAAAAAGGCAAUGAGAUUAUUCAGUGGAAACUGUACAGCUAUAUAUUCAGCCCAGUGCUCCAGAGAGGUGUUGAGCUAGCUCAUCUUGCCCAACAACAAGGUGCUGUUAUAACUUUCGAACAGACAGGUAGCUUCCCCAAAAAAUGUUUGCCUGAAGAAGUGCUUGAAAUCUAUUUGCAGACACUGCCAGCACUCUUUAAAUCCAGAAUAAUACGAGAAUUAUUCUUAAGCUGCAAUGGAGUAAAUCAAAUGACUGAACUAAAUUAUUUGGACUGUGUAAGAAGUUAUUCUUUGAAGGUAUUUGAAACAUUAAUAUUUUGCCUUGGAGACCAGCAAACAGAGCAGUUGAUGCCAGACCUAGAUGGCUUAGAUCAUGAGCAAAGGAGAUCUGUGUUAGACCUCGAUGUUUUUGUUCAUCAGCAGCAAGAAACUUCAGACACACCUCAAAGUCUAAGCAAAUUUUAUGCUGGACUCAAAGAGGACUGUCCCAAGAAGAAGAAAUCAGCAAGUCAAGAUGUUCAUGUCAACAUGAUAAACAUAUUUCUGUGUGUCGCUUUUUUAUGCAUCAGUAAAGAAGCAGAUGCUGAUCGGGAUUCAGCUAAUGAUUCUGAAGAUACUUCAGGUUAUGACAGUACAGCUAGUGAACCCUUGAGUCACAGGCUGCCUUGUCUAUCGCCAGAAAGUCUGUCUUUACCUUCCUUGGAACACAUUCACAGGGCAGCAGACAUUUGGUCAAUGUGUCACUGGAUCUAUUUAUGUAGCUCGAUUUUCCAGAGACAGUUCCACAGGCUUGGUGGCUUUGAAGUGUGUCAUCGCUUAAUAGCCAUGAUUAUUCAGAAACUUGCAAUAAAUGAAAUAAAGGAACAACGUGAACAGAGUGGCUCAUCACGGUUGAUCCUCAGUAAUGAGAGAGCUUCAUCAGACCAUGAUAGCCUUGAUGAAAAUCUUGACAGCAUUGAGCACCAUGAAUGGCUUCCCUGUGAGCAACCAGCUACAGAACAAAUAUCAUCUGAAGGCCCAGCAGAAUCAAAAAUAACUAUAAUUCAAGAUAACGAGUGGUGGCUGCACGGGAUAAGACUUUUGGAAGCUCUACUAGCAAUUUGUUUACACAGUACAAAUAAUUUCCAGCAGAAGGCAGAAACAGAAUCCCUUCUCCAGAACGUUACCACUGAAGAUAUAUUAUUUGAAAUGAGAGAUCAACUUACAAAAUCUAAAAUUAUGGAAAGUGGCUUGGUGAAGCCUUUAUUUGAUUCUUUGCUUCGGGUUGCACUUGGAACUUAUUUUGCAGAUCCAGAUCAUUUUGAAGAAAAGAAAGAAAAGAUACAUCAGUCUGAAAAAGAACUUGCACCUCAACCAGGUGACAUAUCUGAAGAAGCAGAAGAGUCACAGUGCUGUGGCUUUAAUUUUUUUGUUGAAGAAGAAGGUUAUGAUGCAGAUAGCGAAAGUAAUUCUGAUGAAAGUGAGAGCCAAGAUGAAGGAAGAGACAUUAAGAGAGAGAAAGGAUGCUUUGGCUUUCCCAGUUUUCCCAGUGACCUAGCUGAACAUCUAGUUCAAGGAGAAUUGAUAUACCCGGAAAUCUGCAUGCUGGAAUUACAUUUACUUUCUAUUGGUAACCCAAGCCUAGAUGUCCUUACUCACGUCUUCCAGAGCUUCUUGAAAGUAAUUAGGUUGAAGGAGAAAAAUGCAACAGUAUUAAUGCAACAGGGUGCUGUAAAAAGUAUCUUGGGGGGAUUUCUUCACAUAUUGACAGAGACAGAUUCCAGUUUUCAUGCAUGUCAAAAAGUACUUGUGGACCUGUUGGUGUCUCUGAUGAGUUCAAGUACAUGUGCAGAAGAACUAACCCUUCUCUUAAAGAUCUUUUUAGAAAAAACACCAUCUACGAGUACACUACUUAAAGGAAUUUUGAAGAUUUUGGAGGCAAAUGCUGACAUGAAGCCUUUACAGCACAUCUCAUUUCCUGUGCAUCAUAUAUCAAGUUCGGGCAGCAGCCCUUCCCAAAAACCCACACUCACUUUCAACAGCAGGGCCUUAGGCCUACUAAGACGGUCAAGGUUUGCACAAACAAAGAAAGAUCCAGAUGGUGAGAGCUUGCCUCACCAUCUUCUUUCUUCUUGGCAUGUUGCUCCAAUCCAUUUGCCUUUGGUUGGGCAAAACUGUUGGCCACAUAUGUCUGAAGGCUUCAGCAUCUCAUUGUGGUUUUGCAUGGAAUGUGCUAGUGCAGCAGACAGUUCUUCGGAGAAAUUAAAAAGAACGAAACGGAGAAGCAAAUUACUAAUUUCACAUGACAGCAGUUUUGAUGAAACUGAAGAAAGUAAAACUGGAGUUGAUUACCUUAAUUUGGGAGACAAACUUUUGGAAGAUGGCUGCCUUCAUAUAUUCUCAUUGGGGUCGAAAACUUUGAUGAUUCAAGUGUGGGCAAAUGUGAACACUGGAGCCUUCAUAUUUCGUAUGUGUAUGGAUCCAAAUGAUGAAAUGAAAGCUGGCUUGCUGGCACAAGUUGAAACACCAGAAAAUACAUUUCUCAUAGGCAAAUGGCAGCAUUUGGCAUUGACAUACUUGCAACAGCCAGAAAGCAAGAAAAACAUCCAUGGAACGUUGUCACUAUGGAUUUCUGGUCAGAGAAAACCAGAAAUAAGUUUAGAUUAUACACUUCCAAGGAAAACAAGUUUAUCAUCUGACAGUAACAAGACGUUCUGUAUGACUGGCCAUUAUGCAGCAUCCCAAGAUGAAUUUUUACAAUUGUCAGGGAGAUGGGAUUUGGGAAAUUUCCUGCUCUUCAAUGGUGCAAAAAUAGGCCCAGAAGAAGCAUUUUAUCUGUAUGCUUCUGGGCCAGACUUCACUUCAUUAAUGCCUUGUAAAUAUGGCAAAUCGACAACUGAUUAUUCUAGAUAUGUAGAUAAAGAAAUUCUGCAAUGUGAACAGAUAAAAGAGCUCAUAAUGACAAAGAGAGAAGUGGACAUUGGACCUUUAAUUGAAAGCCUUGCUAUUGUUUAUAGUACUUGCUGCCCAGGCCACUACACAAUCUAUGAACCAGUAAUCCGACUAAAAGGCCAAGGAAAAACUAUUCCUUCCCAACGACCUUUCAGUUCAAAAGAAGUACAAGGCAAUUUACCAGAUCCUCAUUACCUGAAAAUGCUACAGCCUGCUGAAUACAAAGGUCUUCAGGGCGUACUGCAUGAGAUUGGUGGAACAGGGUCAUUUGUCUUCCUUUUUGCCCGGGUUGCAGAGAUCAGCAGCUGUGAAGAAACACAAGCAUUGGCUUUAAAAGUUAUCCUUGCCUUAACAAAACAUAAUCAACAAAGAAUUAAUGAGCUGGAAAACUGCAAUGGAUAUUCAAUGAUUCAUCAGGUGUUGAUGAAGCCCAAUUGCAUUGUUGGCUUUCAUAUAUUGCAGACUCUCCUUGCAGGUUGCUGCAGUGAGAAGAUGAUUCAUAUGGAUGAGAAUGGGCAAUUCAUCCUUGACGUAGAAACUAAAGCAGUAAUCCAAGAUGUUCAAUUGUUGGAAGAGCUGUUACUUGAUUGGAAGAUAUGGUCAAAAUCCCAGCAAGGUGUCUGGGAAAUGCUGUUAUCCAGUCUAGAAGUACUUAUUCGAGAUACCCAUUGGCAGCAGAUGUUUAACAUUAAGCAACUUCUCAAAGCACGAGUUGUCCCUCAUUUCCUGAGGACAUGCCAGGUUCUACAGGAGCAUAAAGAGGAGUAUCUCACAUCUAUGCCUACAGAGGUUUGCACAUCAUUUGUAAAAAUAAUUGAAGAAGUGCUUGGAUCUCCACCAGAUCUGGAAUUACUGACGCUGAUCUUCAAUUUUCUCGUAGCAGUUCACCCUGCUACUAAUACAUACGUUUGUCAUAAUCCUAGAGAUUUUUAUUUUUCCCUGCACAUAGAUGGUAAAAUUUUUCAAGAGAAGGUUCAGUCAAUCAUGUAUCUGAGAAAUUCUAGCAGUGGUGGAAAAUCUAUUGACAGCCCAGGCUUGAUAAUUACAAGUCAAACUGGAUUUUCUUCUGCCCAUCAAGAAGGACAUUAUUCUUCCGAAACACCUGAACGGCUUUGUAAAAGCCUACCAGCAUCCCCUACUUCCUCUCCUCAAUUGCAUCAAAAAGAAACUUGCGGGAAUACCAUGAGGAGUGUUGACAACCUGUUUGCAAUAAGUGAAAAUGACUUGCUGCAGAAGAAACACUUUGUAAAGAAUUUAGAGGCCUUUAAAAGGAUCCAGGAGGAGCAUUUAAUCAGUAGUUGUGAGUCUGCAAAAACAGUUGUAGAUCUGGAAGUGGCAACGUCUGCUGAAAGGUGUGAUAUUUCAAAGAUAGACUUGGAAGUGUUGGACAAGACCUCAGAGAACCAAGAAGUCGGCCCAGAAAUAAAAUCUAGUGAAGACAGUGUUGCUUCUGAAUCGCCGCUGAGGCGUCCUGAUAUAUUGAACUUUUCAAGUUUUCCUUUCCAAAAAAGUCACGGCAACUUUGCAGGCUUGGGAUUGGCCUUUUCCAUUCAUGGUGGAUCCACAAUUGUUCAUUGGCCAAGUCUGGUGGAUAAGAGUUUACCUCCUGAAGACUGGGAGCAACUUGUCUUUUCUUCAGCUGGGGAGCAGGCUCCUCGAGAAUCUGAAAUCACUUCUGAUAGAUCAACAGAAGAUUGUCUUGUACUCAUAUGCUGUGGUCUUUAUCAACUCUUGCGCAGAGUUCUUUUGAUCUUGCCAGAUGUCAUGCUUCCAGAUGUGAUGGACAAACUUAUACAGCCUGAUGUUCUUGUGGUUCUUGUGAAUCACCCAUCUACUCUCAUACAAGAAGGAGUCAUUAAACUCUUGGACACAUAUUUCAACAGAGCAACCAGGGAACAAAAGGAGAAGUUCUUGAAGAAUCGAGGCUUCUCCUUGUUAGCUAACCAAUUGUAUCUUCACAGAGGAACCCAGGAACUUAUGGAAUGCUUCAUGGAAAUGUUGUUUGGCCGAUCAGCUGGCCUUAAUGAAGAAUUUAACCUAGAUGAAGUAAAAAAUGCAGGACUUUUCCAAAAAUGGUGUGUGAUACCUAUUCUGGGCCUUAUCGAGAAUUCCCUGUAUGAUAGCAACCUGCUGCACAAUUCCUUCUGUUUCCUGCUCCAAAUAAUAAAUUCCUGCUCUAAAAUGGCAGACAUGCUGCUAGAUAAUGGCUUGCUGUAUGCACUUUGUAAUACUUUGGCAGCACUUAAUGGAUUAGAAGCUAACAUCCCCUCUGAUGACUACCGGCUACUUGUGUGUGAUAUACAACAGUUACUUGUAGCAGUAACUAUCCAUGCCUGCAGCUCCUCGGGUUCCCAGUAUUUUCGGAUCAUUGAAGAUCUCAUGGUGUUACUUGGACAUCUUCAGAACAGCCAGAAUGAAAGGACUCAGAAUAUAGCGGUUGCUUUGCAGUUCAGAGUCCUGCAGGCAGCUGUUGAGUUCAUAAAGACUGCAGGAAAUCAAGAGUCUGAAGAUCUCAGCAAUUCCUUUCAUGUACCUGUUACACGUCAUCAGGCUAUAUUUCAAAAGCGCAAGAGUGUUUCUGGUUCAGUUUCAGUGAAAGAUUCCAUUGUUUCUGAUCUGCCAAGACAGUCACAUUCCUACAGUCAACAUCAGAUGCGUUCUUCCAUCAGUCUGUUAAAUUUGGAGUCAUUUCUCCUGUCCCCUCUUGGAUCUACUUUCUGUUCAGUCCCUACAGAAACAGCAUCAAGAAAAUUUUCUCUCGCUCUGUCGGAUACAUUGCUAAUGAGAAUGCGUGCCAUCGCAAGCGAAGAACUCAAUGUGAUGAUGCAACAGAGAAUGAGUCAAGACAAUCCUGUCCGUGCCACUGAAGCAGAAAUGAUACAGAGGCUACAACGAAUCACGGUUCUAGCAACCAACAGGUUUAUGUAUCAAGAACUUUCUGAGAGCUAUCUUCAUAUGAUAGAAGGCUCUGUCCAAAGCAGAAUUUCAGUUUCACAAUUGGACGAGACAGAUAAAGGAGACCAACAGGAGUUACCUACUUAUAAAAAUCCUUUCUUGAAAGAAAUGUUUAAAAUAAUGAUUGAAGGAAUUGGAUUAUCAGUUGGUACCAGCCGGAUAAGCACCCCAAAGCAACAGUGGAAGCGAAUUCUCUUGGCCUGCAAGGAUACAUUUCGAACACAGCUUGGAAGACUGCUUGUGUAUGCUUUGUCUCCAAAACGCUGUCUACAAGAAAGGAAGCAAACACUGGAGAUUUUAAUGGAAAUUAAUCAGCAAGAAAUUUUGAGAGAUUGUCUGAGUCCGACUUUGCAACAUGGGCCCAAGUUGUCUCUCUAUUUAUUUGAGUUAAUUCAUAAUCACAAGGAUGAAUUAACUAGUGAAGAGCAAAUACUAGUGGGAGCAUUUAUGAAUGCAUUAAAACUUUGUGGUUACAAAUAUAUUCCUAUCAAUGCACCACCAAAGCCAGACCUCAUAAAAGCUAUGAAAGAGGACCAAAAGAAAUAUGAGUCAGAAGAAGAUGUAAACAAAGCUGCUUGGGAGAAAACUAUGGCUAAUAACCGGCAAACUCUCUUUCAGCGCUUGGAUGCAAAAUCAAAGGAUAUUUCUAAAAUAGCUGGCGACAUCACUCAGGCUGUGUCUCUGUCCCAGGGAAUGGAAAGAAAGAAGGUGAUUCAGCACAUCAGAGGGAUGUAUAAAACAGACCUAAGUGCCAGCAGGCACUGGCAGGAGCUUAUUCAGCAGCUUACACAUGAUAGAGCACUCUGGUAUGACCCUGCAUCUUAUCCUACAUCUUGGCAACUAGAUCCAACAGAAGGCCCUAACAGAGAGAGGCGGCGUUUGCAGAGGUGCUACUUAACUAUUCCAAAUAAGUACCUUCUUAAAGACAGGCAAAAGGCAGAAGAGAUGAUUAAACCCCCUCUGGCUUACCUCUCUGAAGACAAAACACAUUCCUCUCACUCAUCUACUGUAAAGGAUAAAGCAGCCAGUGAGCAUAUAAGAGUUAAUCGAAGAUGCAUCAAUGUGGCACCAUCUAGAGAGACUCCUGGGGAAUUGCUACUAGGCAAAUGUGGAAUGUACUUCGUGGAAGACAAUGCUUCUGAUACAGUAGAAAGCUCCAGUUUUCAUGGAGAAACAGAACCAGCAUCAUUUUCUUGGACAUUUGAAGAAAUUAAAGAAGUCCAUAAGCGUUGGUGGCAACUAAGAGACAAUGCUGUGGAAAUAUUUUUAACCAAUGGGAGAACUUUACUAUUAGCUUUUGAUAACACAAAGGUGCGUGAUGAUGUGUACCACAACAUUUUAACAAACAAUCUCCCCAACCUCUUGGAGUAUGGAAACAUUACUGCAUUGACCCAUCUCUGGUACACCGGACAGAUUACUAAUUUUGAAUACCUCACUCAUUUAAACAAACACGCAGGCCGUUCCUUCAACGAUCUCAUGCAGUAUCCAGUAUUUCCUUUUAUACUUUCCGACUAUACUAGUGAGACACUGGACCUAAAUGAUCCUUCUGUUUAUAGAAAUCUAAUCAAACCAAUAGCUGUACAAUCCAAAGAAAAAGAAGACCGCUAUGUGGACACUUACAAGUAUUUAGAAGACGAAUACCGUAAAGGAGCUAGAGAAGAUGACCCAAUGCCACCUGUGCAGCCUUAUCACUAUGGAUCUCAUUAUUCCAAUAGUGGGACAGUGCUCCAUUUCCUGGUUAGAAUGCCUCCUUUUACAAAGAUGUUUUUAGCAUAUCAAGAUCAGAGUUUUGAUAUACCAGACAGAACCUUCCACUCCACUAAUACAACUUGGCGCCUUUCAUCCUAUGAAUCCAUGACGGAUGUAAAGGAGCUGAUCCCAGAAUUUUUCUAUCUUCCUGAGUUCUUAGUCAACAGAGAAGGAUUUGAUUUUGGGGUACGUCAGAAUGGUGAACGAGUAAACCAUGUGAACCUCCCACCAUGGGCUCGAAAUGACCCCCGACUUUUUAUCCUGAUCCACCGUCAAGCUUUAGAGUCUGAUCAUGUUUCCCAGACCAUCUGUCACUGGAUUGAUUUAGUAUUUGGGUAUAAGCAAAAAGGGAAAGCUUCAGUUCAAGCUAUCAAUGUGUUUCACCCUGCUACAUACUUUGGCAUGGAUGUAUCGGCUGUUGAAGAUCCUGUUCAGAGAAGAGCCCUAGAGACUAUGAUAAAGACAUACGGACAAACCCCUCGCCAGCUGUUCCACACUGCACAUGUCAGCAGACCUGGAUCCAAACUCAUUAUGGAAGGAGAGCUCCCUGCUGCCAUGGGAUUAUUAGUGCAGUUCGCUUUCAGAGAAACGAAGGAGCCGACCAAAGAGAUUGUUUAUCCGAGCCCUUUACCUUGGAUCAAAGGCUUAAAGUGGGGUGAAUAUGUAGGUUCUCCCAGUGCCCCUGAUCCUGUUGUUUGCUUCAGCCAGCCACAUGGAGAAAGAUUUGGCUCUCUGCAAGCUCUACCCACAAGAGCUAUUUGUGGCUUGUCCCGAAAAUUCUGCCUUCUGAUGAUAUAUAGCAAAGAGCAAGGUGUCAGAAGUAUGCACAGUACAGAUAUCCAGUGGUCAGCUAUCCUGAGUUGGGGUUAUGCCGACAAUAUCUUAAGGCUGAAGAGCAAGCAGAGUGAACCUCCAGUUAACUUUGUACAAAGUUCACAAUUUCAUCAGGUAACAAGUUGUGCUUGGGUGCCAGACAGUUGUCAACUUUUUACUGGCAGCAAAUGUGGUGUCAUCACAGCCUAUAUGAACAGAUUCACAAAUAGUACACCUUCUGAGAUUGAAAUGGAGUCUCAGGUCCAUCUAUAUGGCCAUACUGCAGAGAUCACUAGCUUGUUUGUCUGCAAGCCCUACAGCAUAAUGAUAAGUGUAAGCAAAGAUGGAACCUGCAUCAUAUGGGAUUUGAACAGGUUGUGCUAUGUACAAAGUCUCGCUGGACACAAGAGCCCCGUAACAGCAGUGUCUGCUAGUGAAACCACAGGGGACGUUGCAACAGUUUGUGAUUCAGUUGGUGGCGGCAGUGACCUCAGACUGUGGACAGUGAACGGGGACCUUGUGGGGCAUGUGCACUGCAGAGAAAUCAUAUGCUCCGUUGCCUUCUCUAACCAGCCUGAAGGUGUCUCUAUCAAUGUGAUUGCUGGGGGGUUAGAAAAUGGGGUUGUCCGGCUGUGGAGCACAUGGGAUUUGAAACCAGUCCGGGAAAUUACAUUUCCUAAAUCAAAUAAACCUAUUGUGAGCCUUACCUUUUCCUGUGACGGACAUCACUUGUAUACGGCAAAUAAUGAAGGAACUGUUAUUGCUUGGUGCCGCAAGGACCAGCAGCGCUUGAAGCUCCCCAUGUUCUACUCAUUCCUGAGCAGCUAUGCAGCCGGCUGAUGACGCUUCAUGCGCCUUGGUCUUGGCCACUUUUGAAGCACUUUCAGAUCACAGAGCCUCUCUGGGUUUUAAACAGAUUUUAAGAGUCACUAAGCAAGACAGUGACAAAAGGCUUUUGCAUAUGCUCAUGCAUCCAACUUGAUAAACCAUAUCACAAUUGUAGGAAAGGUCUGCACUGCUUUUUUUGGUACCCGGAGAACAAAUAGAUGGCUGCGCUGUAACCCAGAAGUUUAAAUGCUGCAAUGUAUAAUGUAAAAAUAUUUUUACACAUCAUUCCAUGGACACACAUAUUAUAAAUCCUGAAGCACUAGCAAUGACUUUUGCUCCUUUGUGAUGUAAAAAUAGAAUUAAAAAUUUCAAAGAUUUAUUUAAAAAA